CAUUUUCUUUAAAUCAUACAGCCCCACUCACAUUGAAGUGUUUGAUUUUUUUUUUUCUCUUCCCCUCUCUCUGUCUCAUAUAUACCAAAAUGGUAUACAAAAGAAAUGAACCACAUGUCAUAUUUGUACCAUAUCCAGGCCAAGGUCACAUUAACCCACUCCUACAAUUUGCAAAACGUUUAGCCUCAAAAGGUGUCAAAGCAACCAUAGCCACAACUAAAUACACUGUAAAGUCAAUUAAUUCACCAAACAUCUCAGUUGAAGCAAUUUCUGAUGGAUUUGAUGAGGGUGGUUUCUCCCAAGCCCAAAAAGCUGAUGUAUUUCUCAAAUCGUUCGAAGAAAAUGGCUCGAGAACUCUAUCACAACUCGUCAAAAAAUACAAAAAAUCAACACAUCCGAUAAGUUGCAUAGUUUACGAUUCGUUCUUUCCGUGGGCUCUUCAUGUGGCAAAACAACAUGGAAUUUAUGGAGCUGCAUUUUUCACAAAUUCCGCCACGGUUUGUGCUGUGUUUGCUCAUAUUCACCAAGGAACAUUUUCGUUGCCAGUGAGGAUUGAAGAAAAUGAACCUUUGUUAUUGCCUGGUUUACCUUCUUUGUACCCUCUUGAUGUUCCUGGAUUUAUUAGGGAUCCUGAAAGUUACCCUGCUUAUUUAGCUAUGAAAAUGAGUCAAUUCUCCAAUGUGGAAAAUGCUGACUGGAUUUUUGAUAACUCAUUUCAAGAACUAGAAGGAGAGAUAGCAAGAGGAGUAUCAAAUCUUUGGCCAGCAAAGUUAAUUGGACCAAUGGUGCCAUCUUCAUAUUUGGAUGGAAGAAUUGAAGGUGACAAAGGGUACGGAGCAAGUCUAUGGAAACCCCUUAGUGAAGAAUGCCUCAAAUGGCUAAAAACAAAACCAAUUCAAUCAGUAAUUUACAUUUCCUUCGGAAGCAUGGUAGCACUCACACCAAAACAAAUGGAAGAAAUGGCAUAUGCUUUGAUAGGCAGCAAUAUGAACUUUCUUUGGGUUGUAAGAGAAACCGAAAAAUGCAAAUUGCCUAAAGGAUUCGUAGAAUCCACAAAAGGGAAAGGACUCGUAGUGUCAUGGUGCAAUCAGCUCGAAAUGCUGGCAAAUCAAGCCAUUGGUUGUUUCGUGACUCAUUGUGGAUGGAAUUCAACUCUGGAAGGUCUGAGCCUUGGUGUGCCAAUGGUGGCGAUGCCACAAUGGUCCGAUCAAAUGACGGAUGCUAAAUUUAUAGAUGAAAUAUGGAAAAUUGGUGUGAGGCCUAAGUUGGAUGAGUUUGGAAUUGUUAGAAGAGAAGAGUUAUUGUUUUGUUUAAAAGAGGUAAUGGAAGGGGAGAGGAGUUAUGAGAUUAGGAGAAAUGCUAGCAAAUGGAGAAAUUUGGCUAAGACAACAGCUAGUGAAGGAGGUAGUUCGGACAAGGCUAUUAAUGAAUUUGUGGACAUUCUAAGCUCUAAUGAAUUUGUGGACAUUCUAAGCUCUAAAGUUAGCCUGGUAGAUGAAGUACACACUACAAGAAAGUAUAGAAAUGUUAAUAAAGAAUUUAAUAUUUGGCAAUGUAUAUGGGUAAAACUGAGGACAUGGACGUAUUCGGUUUUCCGAUGUUAAGGUUAUGCUCGGCCAGGAUACGACCGGCUUAUCGGGGAUAAGGCAUCAAGCUCGAUCUGGAACGAGGCGUUAAAGCAGGUAGAAGAGGCGGUUAACCACCAUGAAGAGAAGAUCGGAAUAUCCGCCCUCAGUCGGGUAUUUCGGCACCAAUCCCGGCAACAACUAUCAACAGAUUCCUUUCCUUACUUAGAAUUGUACUAGGGUUAGGACUCCUCUAUUAUAUCAAGAGGCCCCCAUUCAUUUAAAGGGUUCUGCUCCAUAGA
Messenger RNA from Lycium ferocissimum, 1867 nucleotides. RefSeq names its product UDP-glycosyltransferase 74B1-like. The transcript has 2 exons. Bases 90 to 1604 code for a protein of 504 amino acids. Gene Ontology annotation, molecular function: UDP-glycosyltransferase activity. The record is from RefSeq and is a predicted model, not a curated record. Lineage: Eukaryota; Viridiplantae; Streptophyta; Magnoliopsida; Solanales; Solanaceae.